AAUUCGUGAAGGAGAAUUGUGUGGGUGCUCUUGUGUUGGAGUGUGGGUAGGCAGCUGAAGGAAGGCUUUGGCUACCUACCUUAGGUACAUGUACCCAGGUAUAUAAGCCGACGGGCUUCGUACGGCUCGAAACUUGAAAGUCGAACCCGUUUAAUCCAUUCUCAUAGAAGUAGGUGACUUUAUUUCUUUCUCCUCAAAACUUCGGAGAUCAUCCGAAUCCUGGAGUCCCUAACAGCAAGGUUCUCUCACCCCGGGAUAUCACUAUGGAUGGAGAGGCGAAAGCAGAAUCAAUCUUCGAGUUUCUCACCGCUCGGAAUCCCGAUAUACAUUAUCAAACGCCACACAGCAAGUCACUGACCACUGUCCGAAAUUCUCUUUAUCCGAGGCAAUUGAAGACCUGGGAUGAGUUCAGCUUCUCUACCCUGGAGACCGUGUACGGAAGACGUCUCAUCGAUGAAGCCCGGAAGGGCCGGUCGUCUCUGGCCUACCCUUCAGUCUUGGCCACAAUCGAUGAUGUCGUUCAUGACGAGCCUACGACAACACACGCGCUUACGGUCUGGAACCACAGAAUCGUGGCGACAUCUCUACAGGCUGUCCAAGGAACGCUUCAUCCAUCUAUAUGGGUGCCACGCAGACGAAAAGGACAGCACGAAACCGACAAAAAGACGACCAAAGAAUCAACUCGGUUGGAGCCCGAUGCGGGCGCUGUGUCGAUCUGCCAGAACUGCUGCUCAGAAACCGAGAGACUUCCCAAGGAUUACAAGGUAGCGUCCAAGUGGCGGAGCUCGGCCAUUUUCGGUGGAUGGAUGACAGGCAAAGCUGGGAAAUGGACACCAGGUCAGGCGAGUAAACCUGAGGCCAAGCCAAUCCGCCAGGUUUACACCUAUUGUGUUAAAUUCGGGUGCCGGUAUGGCUGCAUCAUCACGACUCAGGAGGCUUUUAUCUUCCGCAUCAAGCUUCGAACUGAGGUGUCAGUUGCCGAUGCCAACGGGGAUUCCAGUAGGGAUGAAGCCGCACUAAGACAAGCCCUCUCAACAAAUGGAUUGAUGGAAUACGUGUCCAUCCCAUGGGAGAAUCACAGACAAGGCAGUUCUAAUGAAUACAGAGCUCUGACAGUGAACCUAGCCUUAUGGUUUGUCCACAUCCUGGCCGGAAACGCUCACGAGGUUGACUGGAACUACCCCAACCUCUGGGAGGAACAUCUCGCCACAGGAGUCUGCACCACCAACGAUGCAUCUGAGAACUCUGAGCCCGAAACCGACCGUGAAGAUUCGGAACCGCCACAAGCACGGCGGUCGUUCAAAUUGGGCUCUUAUUCUAAGAAGCGGAGGAGAGACAGUGGUGUCAGCGAUGAUCCGCACUACUCCUUCGCCGCAGUAUUUGAGUCGUUUACCACCCAGGUACCCCUUCUAUCCCUCCAAUAAGACGCCACAAGCACCAAGACUAAAGCUGACUCUACCCAAUGCAGUCGACAGAGCAGCUAACGGAAGAGAACACACCGAGCUGUGACGGCGACGCUCUCGAGACCAGUAGGGGGACGGAUGAUACCAGGCGGGUUGGGAGGGGGUGUGACGUGUCGUGUCCAGAGCUGAUCAGGGCACCAAAGAGACUUCGUAACGGAAAGGUCUUACGAGCACAGGUCUGAAACUAAUAUCAUGCCUGGCGGUCACGAUCAAUUCUCGGCUGCUUCUAGCCACCUUUCAUACCAAUGAAAUGCCUGCAGACUGCGAUAGCUGAUUGCUAGCUCCUCAAUGUCCAUCUGCAUGGACCGUUUAGGUUCUGGAGCGGUCUAGUAGUUCGAUUAGGGGCGGAAUUAUACGUUGCCCCUUUCA
Molecule: messenger RNA, 1832 nt
Organism: Chaetomium fimeti
Lineage: Eukaryota; Fungi; Ascomycota; Sordariomycetes; Sordariales; Chaetomiaceae
Exons: 2
Coding region: 264-1424 (386 amino acids)
Source: RefSeq, a predicted model, not a curated record